GCACCGCUCCGCUCACAGCCGGGGAGAGCGUGGUGUCCGCCGGCGCGCUGGCAUGGUGGGGCGCGUCACGGCGCCGCGAGAGGUCGCUCGGGGGUCGGCGCGAGUGGCGAUGGUGGGCUGUGGGGCUCGUGGCUUGGGACACGGACGAGGCAGGGGCUGAGUUAACGGCUUGAAGCUCGGUGUAGACGGGACUCGAUAGGUCAGUUGGGCGGGAGCGCAGCGGUGAACGCGCGAGGUCGGACUGAAGCGCUGCUGCCACCAUGAGUGGUCGGGAGAAGAAACUGCCCCGAGAGGCGCGGCAGAGGACAGGGAGCAUUCACGAGAUCAGGCACCUGACUCUUGAAGAGGUUGACCUGGAGGCCGAAUAUGAGGUGUUGCAGACUAUAUGCGAGGUGUGGACUGGCAAGAUUAUGCUAGUGGAGCACCGCGCUACCCGGCAUGAGGUCAUUCUCAAGGCGCUCCACAAGGACGCCACCAGCAAAUCCGACUUUCUGCGCGAGUUCCAUUACAGCGUCUUCCUGAGUCCGCACCGAAGCAUACUGACCGCAUACGACGUGGCAUUCCGCGCCGACGACUUCUACGUCUACGCCGCCGAGUACGCGCCCUUCGGCGACCUCGCCUGCUACGUCUCCAACGGCGGCAUCGGCGAGCGCAACACCAAGCUGUUGGCGCCGCAGCUGGCCUCGGCGCUCGACUUCAUGCACAGCAAGGGCCUCGUGCACCGCAACGUGCGCCUCGACAACAUCCUCGUCUUCAAGAGCGACCUGAGCCGCGUCAAGCUGGCCGACUUCGACCAGACGCGGCCGGUCGGCUGGCGCGCGCGGCGCGCCGAGGAGUGGCCGCCGUACACGCCGCCCGAGGUGCAGACCGAGCCCAAGGGGCGGUCGUACACGGUCGCAACCGCGCACGACACCUGGCAGCUGGCGGUUGUGCUGUUCGUGUGCCUGACCGGGGCCUUGCCGUGGCAGCGCGCCGACGCCUCGGACGCGCGCUACGCCGCCUUUGCACAGUGGCGCGGCUACCGCGCCCUGCGCGCGCCGCAGCGCUUCGGAGAGUUCUCACUGCGGCUGCAGGGCCUCUUCCGGCGGCUGUUCGACCCGCGGCCGCGGCGUCGCGCCGCCGUCACCGAGGUCACGCGGCACCUGGCGCACCGGUGGAUGGCGCGCGGCGCGUCGGCCGCCGGCGCCGCCGAGCUCGACCCCGCCGACGCCACGUCCGUGUGCUAUUCCACCUGGUCGGUGCACUCGUGCCCGCGUGAGAAGAACGCAGUGCUCGGGCAGCUGCGCGCGCUCGGACUCGAGACGGUCGUCGACCGCGACGCCAAGCGCCUCGCCGGCUCGCUGGCGGAGGACGACAGCCAGUGA
This is a messenger RNA of Pollicipes pollicipes, 1364 nucleotides long. Its product is annotated as serine/threonine-protein kinase meng-po. The record is from RefSeq and is a predicted model, not a curated record. Gene Ontology annotation, molecular function: ATP binding; protein serine/threonine kinase activity. The transcript has 4 exons. Gene Ontology annotation, biological process: protein phosphorylation. Lineage: Eukaryota; Metazoa; Arthropoda; Thecostraca; Pollicipedomorpha; Pollicipedidae. Bases 261 to 1364 code for a protein of 367 amino acids.